GAAAAAACUAAAAGUAACCCUAAAACAUCUUAAAUAGGAGUGUAAAAGGCGAUAUAGUGGUUAGUGAACGCGGUCUGUUGUUGUUGUUAGUGCAGGAGGAGGAGGAAGGACAAGCUCAGGUCAAUGGCGACUCUCCUGCAGAAAAUCGCCCGCCUGGCCGUCACCACCUUCAGGCGUGACCCCAGGCUGACCCCAGGGGCUUACAAGACACACUAUGACCAGCUGUCUGACCUCCUGGCGCGCAUCACCCCGGCUGACCUCAAACUUGACCCCGCCUUGCUGCAGGACCGAGGACCCUUCAACCCGCGGAGGGACGGGGCGCCGGUCACCUACAUGCAGAUCUACGAGGACCUGGACGUCACCAUCUGUGUGUUCAUUCUGAAGCGUGGCGUGCGGCUACCCCUGCAUGACCACCCUGGGAUGUGCGGCUUACUCAAGGUCGUCCAUGGCGCUGUGUCCAUUCAGAGUUACAGCUUCUUGGGCGACGGGAACGGCCAACAACAGAACAAUGGGAUACCUCACCCCUCCACCACCACCACCAUGCCCUCACACCACCAGGGGCUCCUCGCGGCAACCAAACACCCAACCAUCAUCACCUCCGCCAACGACCCCGCUUGCCGUCUCAGCCCCGGGGAGAACAACCUACACGAAAUCCACUCCCUGAACGGAACAGCUGCCUUCCUCGACAUCCUCUCCCCGCCCUAUGGAAUGGACGACCGCUUAGGCUACGAGAGGGACUGCCACUACUACCGGGAGCUGGAUAUUCUACCGCCUGGGUUUGGUGGCGGUCUGGAAGAGGGUUAUGAGAUGGGGGACGGUGAGGGUUCUUCCGAGGGGCCGACGGUUUUGCUUUGUCGGGUUGAAACGCCGAGUGAUUUUUGGUGCGACCAGGCGGAGUUUAAGGGACCCCCAGUGCUGGUUGACGGUAAUAAUGGGAGCUUGUAAGGGUGUGUGGGGUGAAUGGGGUGUGUGUGUGUGUGUGUGUGUUUUUUUUUCCUUCCUUCCUUCCUUCCUUCCUUCCCUCCUUCCACCCUUCCUUCCUUCCCUUCUUCCUCCUUUCCUUCCUUCCUUCCUUCCUUCCUUCUUCCUCGACUCUUUCUCUUCUUCUUCCCCUCCUCCUCCUCUUCUUCUUCUUCUUCUUCAUUGAUUUCUUCCCCUCCUCCUCCUCCUCCUCCUCCUCUUCUUUUUCCUUUCUUCUCUCCUUCCUCUUCUCCUUUCUACCUUCUUUCAUUAUUUUCUUUUCCUCCUCCUCCUCCUCCUCCUCCUAAUAUGCAUAUGUGUGUGUGUAUGUAUGUGCGUGAAGGAAUGUGUGUGCGCGCGAGGCCAUGUGCGUAUUUGUGUGUGUACAUUACGAGUCUCUGUCCAUUUCAAGUUGUUAUGACAGGGAGCCAGAUCUUUGUGAUAUUACAGUGCUGUGUGUGUACAUAUGUGCGCGUCCGGUCUCUCUCUGUGUGUACGCCAGUGUGUGUGUGCGCGCAGUGGCGACUUAUGUGCGUUUAAAGCCCUUACUUAUUUUUUUUCUAUUUUUUUUAUUUUCUAUUUAUAUUAAUUUUUUCCUCUCUCUCUCUCUCUCUCCUCUUCUUAUUCUUCCUUUUUUCCUCUUCCUCCUUCCUUCCUCUCUCUUCCUCCUCUUCUUCCUUCCCCUUCUCCUCCUCCUCUUCUUCCUUCCUCUUCUCCUUCUCUCUAUCUUUCAAUGUCCUUUUUCCCUCUUCUUCAAUUCAAAGUCUCAUAUUUUGCAUUAUUAUUAUUAUUAUUAUUAUUAUUAUUAUUAUUAUUAUUAUUAUUAUUAUUAUUAUUAUUAUUAUUACUAUUAUUAUUAUUAUUCAGCUGCAUUCAAAUAAGCAACUAAUUUCUAGGUUUGUUUUGGUUUGGACACUCAAUCAACACCUUGACACAUAAACACAGACUCUCAUUUGGAUUUCUAGAGAGUGUCGUUGAAUUUAAACUCAUUUCGCUUAUAUUUCGACAGUCAUUUGAUUUCAUAGACUCAGUGAACUUAUAAACAGACUCUCAUUUGAAUUUCUAGAGACUGUCAUUGAAUUUAAACUCAUUUCGCUUAUGUUUCGAUAGUCAUUUGUUUUCGUAGACUCAGUGAACUUAUAAACAGACUCUCAUUUGAAUUUCUAGAGACUGUCAUUGAAUUUAAACUCAUUUCGCUUAUAUUUUGAUAGUCAUUUGAUUUCAUAGACUCGGUGGACUUAUAAACACAGACUCUCAUUUGAAUUUCUAGACUCGUUGAAUCUAUAGACAUAUUUCGCUUAUAUUUUGAUAGUCAUUUGAUUUCAUAGACUCGGUGAACUUAUAAACACAGACUCUCAUUUGAAUUUCUAGAGACUGUCAUUGAAUUUAAACUCAUUUCGCUUAUAUUUUGAUAGUCAUUUGAUUUCAUAGACUCGGUGAACUUAUAAACAGACUCUCAUUUGAAUUUCUAGAGACUGUUGUUGAAUCUAUAGACAUAUUUCGCUUAUAUUUUGAGUCAUUUGAUUUCAUAGACUCAGUGAACUUAUAAACAGACUCUCAUUUGAAUUUCUAGAGACUGUCAUUGAAUUUAAACUCAUUUCGCUUAUAUUUCGAUAGUCAUUUGAUUUCAUAGACUCAGUGAACUUAUAAACACAGACUCUCAUUUGACUUUCUAGAGACUGUUGUUGAAUCUAUAGACAUAUUUCGCUUAUAUUUCGAUAGUCAUUUGAUUUCAUAGACUCGGUGAACUUAUAAACAGACUCUCAUUUGAAUUUCUAGAGACUGUCAUUGAAUUUAAACUCAUUUCGCUUAUGUUUCGAUAGUCAUUUGAUUUCAUAGACUCAGUGAACUUAUAAACAGACUCAUUUGAAUUUCUAGAGACUGUUGUUGAAUCUAUAGACAUAUUUCGCUUAUAUUUUGAUAGUCAUUUGAUUUCAUAGACUCGGUGAACUUAUAAACAGACUCUCAUUUGAAUUUCUAGAGAGUGUCGUUGAAUUUAAACUCAUUUCGCUUAUAUUUCGAUAGUCAUUUGUUUUCCUAGACUCAGUGAACUUAUAAACAGACUCUCAUUUGAAUUUCUAGAGACUGUUGUUGAAUCUAUAGACAUAUUUCACUUAUAUUUCGAUAGUCAUUUGAUUUCAUAGACUCAGUGAACUUAUAAACAGACUCUCAUUUGAAUUUCUAGAGACUGUUGUUGAAUCUAUAGACAUAUUUCGCUUAUAUUUCGAUAGUCAUUUGAUUUUCUACACUCGGUGAACUUAUAAACACAGACUCUCAUUUGAAUUUCUAGACUCGUUGAAUCUAUAGACAUAUUUCGCUUAUAUUUCGAUAGUCAUUUGAUUUCAUAGACUCGGUGAACUUAUAAACACACUCAUUUGAAUUUCUAGAGACUGUCAUUGAAUUUAUAGACAUAUUUCGCUUAUAUUUCGAUAGUCAUUUGAUUUUCUACACUCGGUGAACUUAUAAACACAGACUCUCAUUUGAAUUUCUAGAGACUGUCAUUGAAUUUAAACUCAUUUCGCUUAUAUUUCGAUAGUCAUUUGUUUUUCUAGACUCGGUGAACUUAUACCUUGUCCAUUUGUUUACAUUUUCAACCCUCAUUUGAAUCUGUUUAAACUCUCAUUUGAUUCUUUAGUGUCAAGGGUAUUGCUCUUUUUAUUAUUAUUAUUAUUAUUAUUAUUAUUAUUUUUAUUGGUUAAGUAGAUAGAUUUUUUGCAUUGUCUCUCCCUCCUCUUGUCAGUAAGAUAAUAGUAAUAAUAAUAGUAAUAAUAAUAGUAGUAAUAGUUCUUCAAUAGUUCUGUCAAGUGCAGUUUUUAUGAAUUUUUUUUGGUGGUCUUCAGAAUUUGGUGUUUGUAUGUAUGUAUGUAAAUGUUAACAAAGGUCAUUAUGCCUCUCA
This is a messenger RNA of Eriocheir sinensis (Chinese mitten crab), 3856 nucleotides long. Its product is annotated as 2-aminoethanethiol dioxygenase-like. The transcript has 3 exons. The record is from RefSeq and is a predicted model, not a curated record. Gene Ontology annotation, cellular component: mitochondrion. Gene Ontology annotation, molecular function: oxidoreductase activity, acting on single donors with incorporation of molecular oxygen, incorporation of two atoms of oxygen. NCBI's taxonomy places the organism in Eukaryota, Metazoa, Arthropoda, Malacostraca, Decapoda, Varunidae. Bases 124 to 945 code for a protein of 273 amino acids.